Suillus fuscotomentosus is the source of this 803-nucleotide messenger RNA. Its product is annotated as yippee zinc-binding/DNA-binding /Mis18, centromere assembly-domain-containing protein. Lineage: Eukaryota; Fungi; Basidiomycota; Agaricomycetes; Boletales; Suillaceae. The transcript is spliced from 5 exons. The record is from RefSeq and is a predicted model, not a curated record. Bases 47 to 427 code for a protein of 126 amino acids.
CCGUGAUAUCCUGAACUUUCUUCCUCGAAGAUGGUGCUUGACACCAAUGACUUCCACCAUAAGUCCCAGUAGUGACACCCGCAGCCAGGUUAUCUCCACCUACCACGACCAUCCCAGAUUCAUUUGUUUAAGCUGUUCAGCGGUGCUGGCAUUGCAGGAUGAACUUAUUAGCAAGUCUUUCUCAGGCAGAGAAGGAAGAGGCUUCCUCAUGCACUCAGUAACCAAUGUGAAAUUGGGAAAGAAAGAGGAUCGACCACUUCUCACAGGUGUCCACACCGUAGCUGACAUCUUCUGCAUGGGGUGCAAUGACCGUGUUGGAUGGUAUUAUCAUAAGGCAGCCGACUUAUCUCAGAAGUAUAAGGAAGGAAAGUACCUUCUUGAACGCGAGAAGAUAGUGAAGGAGAAUAACUGGAAAUUGGAUCAAUGAGCUGUGACCCUGCAAUCAUUCUUGAAACAGGUGGAGUUUGUGUAAAUCGCUAUACUAACACGAUUGUCAUGAAAAUGUACUCUACAUCAAACAGGCAUGGCAGGUGGCCCGGUAUUGAUUGCAGUGUCUUUUGCUGUUUGUGCAUGAUGACAUCAACUCUCUGAACGUGCACAUUUCACUGAGCAACGUUGCGGUGACAACAAAUGUAUGGUCGCACGUCCAUUCCCGCAUUGCUAGUUCUUUCAUGCGAAUUCACCCAUUCAAAUCAACACGACGAAGAGGUAGCCUCAAUAUAUCAUGCGUAUUCACUAUUAUUGUUUAGCCAGCUUCAAGCUAUCUACGCUUCUACCUGUGGGAAAACAUUUUGUCGUGUAGG